Messenger RNA from Sitodiplosis mosellana (orange wheat blossom midge), 2374 nucleotides. RefSeq lists its product as uncharacterized. NCBI's taxonomy places the organism in Eukaryota, Metazoa, Arthropoda, Insecta, Diptera, Cecidomyiidae. The record is from RefSeq and is a predicted model, not a curated record. The transcript is spliced from 5 exons. The coding region runs from base 537 to 1622 and encodes 361 amino acids.
UGGUUCACCGUUUCUACCUUAGUUCCACAUCGACCGUCGCAAUGCUCGGUUUAACCGUUUCUUAUUUUGCUGUGCGCACAUAACAAUCGAUAUAUCAAUUCCGAGCGAGCGAGCAUAUGCAGAAUUUUCCAUUCAAUUUUUCGCAUAGCAAUUGAAAAUGAGGAUCAGUUGAGAAAAAAAAGAGUUGAGUUUCGUUUUUCGAGUGAUUUCGUUGCGUUCAAAUGAUUUACAUGUAAUAAUCAAAAUAACAGACAAGAACAGUGAUAAAAGAACCAUUUUUCGGAAGAACAAUUUGUGCACAUGAAUGAUAACUUCGUUUUACUGACUAAUUUCUACUAAUUGUGUGAGAAAAGUUUACAAAUGAAAUAAAUCAACUCUAAAUUUUGAUAAGUUCACGACACAGGCGAUAAUUUGUGGAUUUACUUCUGUCACCCAUACAAUAGAUCAAUAAUUUGGGUGCAAGGAACUUGAUCUAGAAAACGGCGCAAACGUUAAGAAACGGAAAAAACACAAGCGAAAAAUUUCGUGUUUGUACCAUGGAAGUGUUUGGUUUAUGGCUAAAAGCCAUCGUGACCAUUGUGAUAAUUUCGAUUGUAUCGAGUCAAAGUAUACAGCAAUCGAACGAUCAUAGCUCGAAAAAAACACAUCUUGAAAUCAAUCAACAAUUUGUUAGUAGGACAAAACAAAAUAAUUCCAAUGCGAUUAGUGGUAACGCGAAUUUAAAUAGUGUGCCGGAGACACAGUCAAACUCAGACGACUCAAACACAGCUAAUGAUGCAAAUAAACCACAUUCGAGAAAAAAGCGAUUGAUUUGGAUCACAGACGAUGGACGACUUGCAUUACCACCAGGCACUGUACUCAGUAUAACGCCUACCCUGUCAUUACCAUUGGUUCGGUACCCACUUGAAGGAUUCCUGUCGAAUAUGACAAUGAGCUUUCCACUUACCAUUGACUUCGACAAAUUGGGCCUCACUGACAACGAAAAUCCGUUGGGCGUUUUACCACCAAUUUUUGCACGCAAAAUGGGACGGGCUGCUGGCUCUGUUUUGGCUGAUUACAUUGGAUCGUAUCUAACGUCGCGUAAAACUCGUUCGUUAUCUGAACAAGAAGGUGAAGAUUUCAUGACAAUUACAUCGAAUAAAGCGCCAACGUUGCCCGAACAACACAAGCAUGCUUUCCAUGGUGGUGAACGGGCAAUUCUAUACGGCAUUGCCGAAGAUUUACUUUCGACAUUCGGAGUCGACGGCAAAGCGUGCAUCCUGAGAACAAUUUGCGAGAUUCAUUCGAAAAAGACGAUCGAUCAUUUGGGAUUUUUGGGUGAAGUUGCCAAAUUAUUUUUCACUGCUACCAAAUCAAAUUAUUCACAUUUGCUGUCGGAAUAUGUACGGGCGCAGCAAGUGGGUGAGGGUAAAAUUGGUCCGGGUGAAUGUUUUCCAUACUAUAAAAAGUGUCCGAAAAGUAUAUUCAAGAGUGGACGAGAAGCCAGUAAAUAUAGCCAUAUUUUAUCCGAUACAGAGUCCGAAAUAGACAAAAAUGAAAUAGAUUUCGUGGAUGAUGCUGAAAAUGAGCUCAGUCGUUUGAAUGAAAGCAAAGAUGCGGCCCAGUCAAUGUUCAAUAUGUAAAUUUCAGUGCGGUGUUCAGUUGUAUUGAAGACAACCAACCAUUCGUUAAUAAAUGUAUAAGAAACGUGUGUUUUAUUUCUCUCGUCAACCAAAUGUAAAACGAAAAUUGCAUAAAAUCUCUAGGUUCAUCGAUUCAUUGGUGUAUGCAAAAAAAAAAUUCGAUGCAAAAAGCAACAUAUUUAUUUAUUUCUAGUCGUUUAGGAUGUUUGACGAUCAAUGUUUGACCAUUUAACAGCCUAAGAUAAAGAUUAUUUUGCUCAAUGCAACGAUUCGAAAUAUUUAGCGGCCAAAAACACACUCUUUAAUCCAUAACGAUUUGUGCAUUUGCUUCGAACGUACUGAUUAACAAGGCCUCAUUUCAAAUGUUAUCCAUUCGGUUAAAAGUGAAUUGAAGUCAAUUAGACAAAUUUUUCUAUCCGCCCCUUGAAUGCAUUACCUUAAUUAAUAUGCAUGAAUCUCCUGUAUGAGGCCUUGUUAAUAAGCUAAUUGAGAUGCAAUAAUUUUUAUUUAUUUCGUCGAGAGAUUGCAAUUUAGUUCAUAAAUUUGUAUGAGUUAGGUUUCAAUUGUGCGCCAGAACAGGUUUUUUUAGUAUAAUACAUGUAUUUUUGUAUAUAUGUACUUAUUUGUGUUAAUUUAACGAAAUCGAUUCGGCAUCGAAUUACGUUGGUAAUAGUUCAACAAUGGUAGCAACUAAAUUAGAAGAAAAAAUGUGUGGCAUAUUACGAAUUUCAAAUAAAAAUCAAUAGACAAGU